Messenger RNA from Colius striatus (speckled mousebird), 5622 nucleotides. RefSeq names its product ST8 alpha-N-acetyl-neuraminide alpha-2,8-sialyltransferase 4 (gene ST8SIA4). The transcript is spliced from 5 exons. NCBI's taxonomy places the organism in Eukaryota, Metazoa, Chordata, Aves, Coliiformes, Coliidae. Gene Ontology annotation, molecular function: alpha-N-acetylneuraminate alpha-2,8-sialyltransferase activity. The record is from RefSeq and is a predicted model, not a curated record. Bases 353 to 1435 code for a protein of 360 amino acids. Gene Ontology annotation, biological process: N-glycan processing; oligosaccharide metabolic process.
GGCGGUGGAGCAGCUGCGGGAGGAGGGCGAGCGGGCUGAAGGGCGGGCUCAGCAAGGGCGGGAGGCAGCCACAACCACACAGGCUCAUUCCCUCGGCCGAGGAGAGCUAACUGCUGCUUGCGAGCUCGACCCCUGAUCAGAGAAGGGCAGAGUGAAAGAAAGACAAACUAAACGCCAGACUGAUCCCAGCCUUUGCGACCGCCUGAUUUUCUUUUUUUCUUCUUUUUUUUUUUAAAAAAAAACCCCAAAACCAAAAAACUGUGGUUUUGACAAUUUGAUCCGUGGAGUUGUUUUCCACACACCCCUGACAAACAAAGGAAAAGGGGGAGGGGGACCGCGUUUCGCAGAAGACAUGCGUUCAGUCAGGAAGAGGUGGACUGUAUGCACGAUAAGUCUCCUCCUCAUCUUUUAUAAGACGAAGGAAAUCGCGCGGACCGAGGAGCGCCAGGAGGCAUCUUCCGCUGGAGAUGGUGAACUGAGUUUGAGUAGAUCAAUGAUCAAUAGCUCUGAUAAGAUAAUUCGAAAAGGUGGCUCCUCAAUGUUCCAGCAUGGUAUGGAAGGGUGGAAAAUCAAUUCUUCUUUGGUACUGGAAAUAAGAAAGAACAUUCUUCGAUUCUUGGAUGCUGAAAGAGAUGUGUCAGUGGUUAAAAGCAACUUCAAGCCAGGAGAUGUAAUCCAUUAUGUACUGGACAGACGUCGCACUCUAAACAUUUCUCAGGAUUUGCACAGCCUUCUUCCUGAAGUUUCCCCAAUGAAGAAUCGCCGAUUUAAAACCUGUGCAGUUGUUGGGAAUUCUGGCAUCCUUCUGGACAGUGGAUGUGGAAAAGAGAUUGAUAGGCAUGACUUCGUAAUACGGUGCAAUCUAGCUCCUGUGGUGGAGUUUGCUGCUGAUGUGGGAACUAAAUCUGAUUUUAUUACCAUGAACCCAUCAGUUGUACAAAGAGCAUUUGGAGGCUUUCGGAAUGAGAGUGACAGAGAAAAAUUUGUUCAUAGACUGUCCAUGCUGAAUGACAGUAUCCUUUGGAUCCCUGCUUUCAUGGUCAAAGGUGGAGAGAAGCAUGUGGAGUGGGUUAAUGCAUUAAUCCUUAAGAAUAAAUUGGAAGUGCGAACUGCCUAUCCGUCACUGAGACUUAUUCAUGCUGUCAGAGGCUAUUGGCUGACAAACAAGGUCCACAUUAAACGACCCAGCACUGGUCUCCUCAUGUAUACGCUUGCCACCAGAUUUUGUGAUGAAAUUCACCUGUAUGGAUUUUGGCCAUUCCCAAAGGAUUUGCAUGGAAAACCGGUCAAGUAUCAUUAUUAUGAUGAUCUGAAGUACCGGUACUUUUCUAAUGCCAGUCCUCAUAGGAUGCCAUUAGAAUUCAAAACGUUGUAUGUAUUACAUAACAGAGGAGCACUUAAAUUAACAACAGCGAAAUGCAUAAAGCACAUGUAAAGUACAAUAAGAAGUACAGAAUACAUGCUUCAUCAUAAAGAUGUUGUGGAAUGACAAUGGGAUCCCAGUGAGGAUAUGUUUCGAUACACCUUAAGCCAUCAGAAAAAGGAAUUUUUUCAUAAGUGCAUAACCAGCUCUUUUACCUGUAAAGUGCUAUAUAACUAAGCUAUCUUGACUGCAAGGGUUCAAAGUAAGUGCCACUUUCAUUAAGAACAAAUCUUGAAUGUAUACUCAGUAGUGUUUACAGGAUCCAGUGACAUAUUCAUCAUGAAUUAAAGAUGAAAAAUAAGCUUGCUUGCCACUGUCAUCGAACAGCCCACGGAAGAAAUCGACAGUGGAUCAAAUAUUUUGCUGAGCAAAUAGAACAGUCUUUGGCAGAAAAGACCACGAUGGAAUCAAGUAAAGAGAAAGUCCAUAAGAUCAAGCAAAUCAGUAAAUGCCUUCAGUCAGUGGACUGUUUCUGAUCUUGUGUUAUAACCUCAGCUUUUGUUGCUGUUUUUCUUAUUGCUGUUGGUUGAGUUUUGUUACUUUUAAAUGUUGGAGCUCUUAAAGGAUUUUGAGGAUGUUAUGAGUAACUAAAAGUAUCUAUCUUAUGAAAAUGUAUUAGGAAAGGAAUUCAUAAGGGCGGGAGAGUAGAGGUAAACAUCAAAUAUUUUGUAAGUUGUUAUUGUGUUGUAUCCUCUGUCACACAACCUUUAAUGUCCUAAUUUUUUGUCUAGCUACCACUGUCAAUACCCCCUACAUGGAACUGCUCAGAGGACAUUUUGAUCCAUUUCUAAAGAGAAGCUUUUCUCUAAUGUUCAGAUUUGAAGACAUACAAGAAGGUGCCCUUUUUUUUUCAGUACCAAAGAUUACUGUUAUACAAAUUUUUUUCUUUCCCUGAAGAAAUGAUGUAGACUUAGUAUGAUGUUUCUUUGCUGCUGAAAGGAACAGUUUAUUUCAUGUUACUGAAAUUUUUUAAUUAAGCACUUCAAAGCAAAGCCUCUUUACUGACUUUACAUAUAGAAUUUUAUUUUGCAGAAAAAUUUAAAAAAAUAUUUCAUACAAUGCAAUAUACAUAUACACAUACACAAUGUUUUUUCCUGAUCGAAAAGAAAACACAAGAUCUAAAGGAACUCAGGUGGCACUGGAAUACAACUAAAUGGAAAAUAACUGUAGAUCAAACAAUUCUUAUAAAAUGUAAAUUUCUAGUGAUAUUGUUAUCUUUCUCUAAUAUACCUCUUUUGUAUCAUCUUGAUAUUCUGAUGUGUAAAUGAUGGAAAAAACAUAGAACUGCAUGAUUUCACAGUGAUUUUUCUGGGUAUCCUUGUUUAUCCAUGAAACCAAGAAUUCUUUCACUCUUGUCUUUCAAAAAAAGAGAAUAAGAAAUUAAAGGAAGGUAGGAGAGGGUGGAGUGUCAGUACAGCAUAUUAUAACAUACAAAACCCUUCUGCAUAUGAUCUAUUUUAUCACUAAUGGAGCAGGUAAAUGAAGAAACACUAUGAAACACUGUAGUUCCAACAGGUUAAGAUAAGGAGGAGGCAUGCAGAUACAAUAUAUGGGUAUUUUCUUGUUAUAUUUUCAGGUCUAUAUUAGAUAUUCAUCUCCAAAUACGAUAUUCAAUGUGUCUAUUGAAUUUUAAACGGGCUUGGGCAAUUUCAUAUGUAGCACAACACUCACAGAGUAGCUAAAGGUGCCAUUUAUUGCCCAUUUUUCCCCAUGUUCAUAUGUAUGUCAUCUUGCAUGACUAGAGAUCUGUGAUUAUGCAAAUUUCAUAGCUAAAUUGCUGUCUUGCAGACAGUUUUGCCAAAGCUUCAUGGGAAAUAAUAGGUUACUCUGGUGUUAUCUGAGACAUAAGAGUAUCUUUCCAUAUUCACCAGUCUCUCCUACUCAGAACAAUUUUACUUUGGCUAUAUGCUAAGGUGAUCACCACUGAAACCAAGACAUCACAGGAAACUAAACGGCAAUACAGGCUGGAAUGUGCUUAAUUUGUUGUUGAUAAGCCAGGGAGUGUUACUAGGACACCGUGUAAACUUGCAGUUAUUUCCUUGAAGAAAAGUGGGAAUAUUCCUUGUCUUUCUGUUAGGGUUUUUCUGUUUUUGAUCUUCUAAAACAUAUUUCAUAAACAUUGACAGAAUUUCUGUUGAAAUAGAGAAUUCUUUAGAUGUCAGCAGAUGAAGGAAAAUCAGCUUCUGCAAUUCUUCACUUCUUGCAAUUCUCUGCAAGUGAACUGAACUUUCUUGUACAACAAUGGAGAUAAAAUUUUUACCGUUACUAAGUCUGAUAUGACUGGGUGACACAGGGCAAGGUUUGGUGCAAGAUGUGACAGUAACACCUACUUCCAAGACAACAAGGUUUGUCCAUACGUUCUCAAAACUUGGCCUUAAUCUCAUCUCCUGCAGGCUUUCCACGUACUGCAUGCUUCUGGCACCAUGAGCCAUGGUCUUAUUCUUCCCAUAGUACCCUCCCCUCAAACUAGCACCCAAGUGUGUCUCUCUACUAAAAGCACAGGACUCCCCAGUAACCUGUGUCCUGUCUCACUUGCCUCAGCUUUAUCCUGAGCUGAAGUAUACUCUAGUGAGUGGUAGGUUUCAAAUCAUCCUUUGGGGCAAGUACAAGCUGUAGUCUUGGACUGUGCAGCUUUUCACAGGCACUAAAGGAGUAAUUUUACUCUGUUACUUUUGUGUUAAUGUGUAGCCUAAAGCUUCUGGGGGUCUCUGGUGUGCAGUUUGUUAUGCUGCAACUUAUCUGUUUUGAGGUGGUUUGUGAUCACCAGUUACCGGUUACUCUAGGGUGGACUGGUGGGACAUGCUCAUUUCUUUUCCUGUUAAGUUACACUGGCUUGGUUGUUAACCUUCUCACUGCUGGGAAGCUGUAGCAAUGGACUCAAUGCAGACACACUUUCUUACGUUUUUCCUAUACCUCCUGCCUAUGUAUUGCCCUAGGGCUCUUUCAGGUCCUGAAUGAAAAAAAAAGUUGUUUCCACUGUGUGAUUCUUUUUUUCCCAAGGGUGACCUGGGGUAUAGCACCAAAAGAUUAAAUGCUGCAUGUAGACUUUAGAGUGGGAUAAAUUUCACCUUGUGGCACUUCACUGAGCAGCAGUCGACAGCCCAAGCCUCCAUAGCUGCCUUGGAUGAUUUCUGCUGUUUGCAUACAUUCAUACCUCCUGUGUUGCCUUCAGCACAGAUCAGAUAAACAAUCUGAGUUACAAUUAUGACUUUUAUUAUCAAUCACUAUCAAGAACUAAUCUGAAGUAGAUAGGAUAAAUAGAAGAAAGAUCCUUAAUAUUGUAAUGAUAUAUCUAUCCAGUGAGGAACAACUGAGAAAUGCCCAUCAGUUGAGUGUUCCUCAAAUUUAUCCUCACAUAAGUCAUAUCAGUUGCCAACUAAUGGUUCCUAACUGUAUGUUAAAAAUAAGAACUAAGCUAAAUCAAAACAGCAGGCAGUGUAUAUUUUUCUGAAUCUUAUGGCAGCUUUACAUUGAACAACUUGAUUUCAUUCAGAUAAAUGUAUUGUAAAUUGUUUAUUAACACACAUAAUGUUUCUGUGGCAGAGAGUCAUAUUUCAUGAAAAUAAUAGUUAAGUAUAUUUGAUUGUUAGAUUUUCGGCUUUGGGCCAGUUCUCUCUCCUGUGGCUCUCAGCCAGUCUCCAGAUAAAAGAUCUACUGAACCUUUUAAACCCUCACUGUUUUACAUAAUGUGUGUGAUAAAGACUGCAGCAUUCUUUUGUUAAACAGUAAAAGCAACAUGGCUUGAGGUCAGCAUUUUUUCUCUAACUGACUACAAUUUGAAGAAAAAAGCAGAUGUGGAUUCAGUACCUUUUUUAAGUGUUUGAUCUACCAAAGUGCUGAGCACUCUUUACAGUGACUUUCCUGGGAGAGAUAUGUCCAGGGUUUAGAUGGGGAUCUACUUUAGCAUAUUUCAGGAUAUUACUCUGAAAUUGCACAUUAUUUAUUUUUAAGAGCACUGUUACUUUGCGUAGGGAAUAGCACAAUUGUCCUAAAUGUAGAUAAAAUAAAGGGAGAGCAUUCACAGAAAGCUUCAUUCCUGCACAGUACUAUUGCUACUGAGCAUAUGUAGUACAAUUUCUGUGGUUUAAAGUAUUGAUAUGUGUUCUGUCAGGGUUGUCAUGUUUGACACUGUUAAUGUACAGCUAUGGGGAUUGUUUUUUAAUUGUAUAACUGUAAAAUAAAGAGGUUUUUUCUUGUUU